AAUUCCACCUAUGAAGAUUCUAAUUGAACUUACCUAUAAAUAAUCUACACAUCUAACUUAAUAUUUCUUACUACACUCUCAAAUUCUCUCUAAUAAUAUUCUUCACAUCCAUGGCUUCUUUUGCCUCUUCAACAACCAAAAUUUACUGUAAUAAGAUCCUUGCUGACAUGUUUGAUCAUGGCAAACAUGAAUCUUAUUUUGGAUCAAAGUUGAAAAACAAGAAAAAAUUGGACUUGAAAUUAGUUACAAAGGUUGCUAGUCAAUUGCCCGUAAUAGUUCCACCACCAGAUCAAGAGGUGAUUAAUAAGGAGAAGAAGCUCGCAGCAUGGACUAGCGUACGCCAAGAAAGAUGGGAAGGAGAACUCAUCGUUGAAGGCGAGUUACCAUUGUGGCUGAAUGGCACGUACCUAAGAAAUGGUCCAGGACAAUGGCACAUAGGUGACUACAAUUUUCGUCACCUUUUCGAUGGCUACGCUACCUUAGUCCGUCUUCAUUUCGAAAACGGACGAUUAAUAAUGGGUCAUAGACAAAUCGAAUCGGACGCAUAUAAAGCAGCAAAAAGCAGUAACAAAAUAUGUUACCGAGAAUUUUCAGAAGUACCUAAGGCAGACAAUUUCUUAUCCUACAUAGGUGACAUGGCCAAAUUACUCUCCGGGGCAUCCCUAACCGAUAAUGCCAACACUGGAGUCGUUAAACUCGGAGAUGGACGAGUAGUCUGCUUAACUGAGACAAUAAAAGGUUCAAUUGUAAUUGAUCCGAAUACACUUGAUACAAUUGGGAAAUUUGAAUAUAGUGACUCGUUAGGCGGAUUAAUUCAUUCAGCUCAUCCAGUUGUUACAGAUAGGGAGUUUAUAACGUUGAUUCCGGAUUUAAUUAACCCGGGAUAUUUGGUGGUGAGAAUGGAGGCAGGGACAAAUGAGAGGAAGUAUAUAGGAAGAGUGAGUUGUAGAGGAGGACCAGCACCAGGAUGGGUUCAUUCGUUUCCUGUUACAGAAAAUUAUGUUAUUGUGCCUGAGAUGUCACUAAGGUAUUGUGCACAAAAUUUGUUGAAGGCUGAGCCAACACCACUCUAUAAGUUUGAGUGGCAUCCUGAUUCUAAAGCAUUUGUGCAUGUUAUGUGUAAAGCCAGUGGCAACAUUGUUGCGAGUGUAGAAGUGCCAUUAUACGUGACAUUCCACUUCAUCAAUGGAUACGAGGAAAAAGACGAAGAUGGGAGAGUUACUGCUGUUAUUGCAGAUUGCUGUGAGCAUAGCGCCGACACCACCAUCCUUGAUAAGCUCCGCCUUGAGAAUCUUCGCUCCUUCAACGGCAAGGAUGUCUUGCCCGAUGCAAGGGUUGGAAGAUUCAGAAUACCAUUAGAUGGAAGUCCAUAUGGAGAAUUAGAAGCAGCAUUGGACCCAAAUGAACAUGGAAAAGGAAUGGAUAUGUGCAGUAUUAAUCCUGCUUAUUUAGGCAAGAAAUACAGAUAUGCUUAUGCUUGUGGUGCUAAGAGGCCUUGUAAUUUCCCCAACACCCUCACCAAGGUCAGCUUCUUUUUUUUCCUACAAUUGUUAUUGUUUCAUGAUCAAUUAAUUAUAACUGACAAUAUUUUGCAGAUUGAUUUGUUUGAUAAAAAGGCAAAGAAUUGGUAUGAUGAAGGUGCUGUGCCUUCUGAACCAUUCUUUGUGGCUCGACCCGGUGCAACCGAGGAAGAUGAUGGUGUUGUAAUCUCAAUGAUCAGUGACAAGAAUGGAGAAGGAUAUGCUCUAAUACUGGAUGGAUCAACAUUUGAAGAAAUUGCAAGAGCAAAAUUUCCUUAUGGUCUCCCCUAUGGGCUACAUGGUUGUUGGGUUCCAAAGAUAUAGUAUCACCCCACA
Molecule: messenger RNA, 1856 nt
Organism: Solanum verrucosum
Lineage: Eukaryota; Viridiplantae; Streptophyta; Magnoliopsida; Solanales; Solanaceae
Product: carotenoid cleavage dioxygenase 8 homolog B, chloroplastic
Exons: 5
Coding region: 111-1844 (577 amino acids)
Biological process (GO): carotene catabolic process
Cellular component (GO): chloroplast
Molecular function (GO): carotenoid dioxygenase activity
Source: RefSeq, a predicted model, not a curated record